AUGAUCAACACUUUUAAGCUGGAAAAAGAUAAAUGGUUCAACAGAUUGUAUGGUCUUAAAGAAAAAUGGUGUACAUCUUUAAGUAAAGAUUUUUUUUCUGCCGGUAUACUUUCUUCACAAAGAAGUGAAAGUACAAACCAUGCUGUUGGAUUUAAAGCAAAUAAAAGUACAAUAUUAACAGAGUUCUAUAGUAUUUUUCAAGCUACAAUAAAUCGAUGGAGAAAAACCGAAGAAAAAGACGACUUUGACUGUACAAGGGGAAUACCGACUUCAGAGCUAAGUAUGAGUGCUAUAUUAAAACAGGCUGCAAAUGUAUACACGAUAACACUUUUCCGUGAUUUUGAAGAAGAGUUCAAGCUUUCUGUGGCAAGUAGUACAAUGUUCAAGGGAAGUGUUGGAAGAACAGUGUUUUUUGAAGUGUGGAUAGAAGUAAUAGCAGGAUCAAGGCAAGAAGUUCAAUACAAAAUGGAAGAUUCAACCGUCACUUGCACAUGCAAAAACUUUGAAGAAUCUGGAUGGUUGUGCUUCCAUUGUUUGAGAAUAUUGCAUUUACAUUCAAUCAAUACAAUUCCAGAUCGUUACAUAACAACAAGAUGGACUAGAUAUGCAAAGAAACAGAUAUGGAAAAGGGUUGAUACAAUAAAAAGGGAGAAAAGUGAAAUCAACAAUUUUACUGGUUGGAGAUUACAUAUGAUCAGAAGAUACUAUAACUUGAUUUUGAAAGGGCAUAAGAUAGCAAAGGCCAGAAAAUUUAUCGAGGAGAAGUUUAAAACGGAUAAUAAAGCAGUUGAUGAAAUCAUAAAAAAGGAAGAAGAAAGGAAGGCAAAAGAAGAAGCUGCAAAGAUAGCAGAACAAGAAAAGGCAAAAGCUGAAGCACAACGACAAACACAAGACGAAGAAUCAACUAAUUCUGAAAUAACAAUUGUGGUUGAUCCUGAUCGUGCUAAUAAUAAAGGAAAGAAUACUGCAAAAGUUAUAAUUACUCUCAUAUAUCAAACAAUUAAAAAACACUGA
Messenger RNA from Spinacia oleracea (spinach), 1014 nucleotides. Its product is annotated as protein FAR1-RELATED SEQUENCE 1-like. Bases 1 to 1014 code for a protein of 337 amino acids. Lineage: Eukaryota; Viridiplantae; Streptophyta; Magnoliopsida; Caryophyllales; Amaranthaceae. The transcript is spliced from 4 exons. Gene Ontology annotation, molecular function: zinc ion binding. The record is from RefSeq and is a predicted model, not a curated record.